GCCCAUGACGAAACUGAUGAACAAGGGCAGAGACGAUAGAUCAUAGAGCACUGAUAAUAUACUAACAGAGUCAUGGAUGCGCACAAUCGAAAGGGAUCUCCCACUGUGUCUGCGGAAGAUAUUGACGAUGAAGAAGAUCCCGUUGAGACAAUGAUGAAGAAAACAGGAUGUAUGGAAUUGCACUACGCGGUUCAGGACUGUAUGAUAGAACAUCGGGAUUGGAGAAAAUGCCAAGACAAGGUUGCUGAAUUCAAGAACUGCAUAUCGAAUUACCACAAACGGAUGUCUGCUGAUUAAAUACGUUCAUCUUGUCAGCAUGUACGAUGAAUUGAGCAGAUUUGUGUCAGCUCAAAGGUGAUACUGGACCAGUCCAGCUUAGUGGAAGACCAUGACUGUAGUUUUAUUGCGAUAUAUGCGAUUGCUACAUAACUACCCAAUGUUGAGUAAUCUGAGAAUAAUCGGUAGGAUGUCAAUACCUCUGUGGAUGCAC
Priapulus caudatus is the source of this 490-nucleotide messenger RNA. RefSeq names its product cytochrome c oxidase assembly factor 4 homolog, mitochondrial-like. The coding region runs from base 73 to 297 and encodes 74 amino acids. Gene Ontology annotation, cellular component: mitochondrial intermembrane space. Gene Ontology annotation, biological process: mitochondrial respiratory chain complex IV assembly. Lineage: Eukaryota; Metazoa; Priapulida; Priapulimorpha; Priapulimorphida; Priapulidae. The record is from RefSeq and is a predicted model, not a curated record. The transcript is spliced from 2 exons.